Eucalyptus grandis is the source of this 511-nucleotide messenger RNA. RefSeq names its product WUSCHEL-related homeobox 8. NCBI's taxonomy places the organism in Eukaryota, Viridiplantae, Streptophyta, Magnoliopsida, Myrtales, Myrtaceae. The record is from RefSeq and is a predicted model, not a curated record. The transcript has 2 exons. Bases 116 to 427 code for a protein of 103 amino acids.
AGUAGAGCGACGAGCGUCGCUGCUCUGCUCGCUUGACAGAGCAGCGCAACGACACUCAAGCGAGCAUCCCUGCUCUGCUCGCUCGGCAGAAGCGGAAGUUGAGUCACCAAAGGAGAUGAAGACAAAACCUGAGAUCUUUCAAUCUCAGCAGAAUCCUGUAUCAAGGAACGAAGAUUUGUGCUUCCACAGCCCUGAGAUUAGCUCAAAUCUUCAUUUUGCUGAUUCACAGACCAAAGUGGAGAGCAUGGUUUAUUCAGAUGGCAGUUUGAGAUCCAGGAAUAGGAACCUAGGCCAGCUAUCUUUCUAUGAUGCCAUGCUGCCAAAUCCAGGCGGUCUUGCAGGAAAUGAGCAUCUGGGUGGGAAAAUGGAGGUACGAGGAGCCUAUGGUCUGUAUCAUUCUGCGGAAGACUUCGGCAUGAGUGGAUGAUGCUGAUCGGUGCCACGGAUCUGCCCCCCCCCCUCUUUUCUUCCAUAUAGCAUAACUUGCCUGCCAUGCUAAUGCUGAUGCUGA